CAACUGGGCUCCAUUCCCCCGCGCGCAGCCUCGGCUUCCACUCCAGGUCAAGCCCGGGGGCAGGCAAAGCAGCUCCGGCGCGUCCACGCCUCUCUUUCCCGCAGGUGGUAGGACCCGCCCCCCGCUCCACCGCCCCCUCCAGCCCAGCUACUGGGGCAAAUCGGCCGGGCCCGCCCGUUGACGUCACCUUCUAGCUCCGCCCCCUCGAGGGUCCCGGGCCCUUGCGGCGGGGACUGCCCGGGGAGGGUGUAGUCAGUUGAGGCGGCGGGAGCUCGGCGGAGGGAGGGCCAGGUGACUGGUCCGGGCCAUGCCGAGGAAGAAGCCCUUCAGCGUGAAGCAGAAGAAGAAGCAGUUGCAGGACAAGCGGGAGCGGAAGCGAGGGCUUCAAGAUGGGCUGCGAUCCAGUUCCAACAGCCGCAGCGGGAGUCGGGAGCGGCGGGAGGAGCAGACCGACACCUCGGACGGGGAGUCUGUGACCCAUCACAUCCGUAGGCUCAACCAGCAGCCUUCCCAGGGGCUGGGUCCGCGAGGCUAUGACCCAAAUCGAUACCGGCUGCAUUUUGAGAGGGACAGCCGGGAGGAGGUGGAGAGGAGAAAGAGAGCAGCCCGGGAGCAAGUGCUGCAGCCUGUCAGUGCUGAAGUGCUGGAGCUGGACAUCCGGGAGGUCUACCAGCCUGGCUCAGUCCUGGACUUUCCCCGACGUCCUCCUUGGAGCUAUGAGAUGUCCAAGGAGCAACUAAUGAGCCAGGAGGAACGGAGCUUCCAGGAAUAUCUUGGGAAGAUUCAUGGGGCUUACACCUUGGAGAAACUCAGCUACUUUGAGCACAAUCUGGAGACGUGGAGGCAGCUGUGGCGAGUGUUAGAGAUGUCUGACAUUGUCCUGCUUAUCACUGAUAUCCGACACCCAGUUGUGAAUUUCCCACCAGCGCUUUACGAGUACGUGACUGGAGAACUUGGGCUGGGCCUGGUGCUGGUCCUGAACAAGGUGGACCUGGCCCCGCCGGCUCUCGCGGUCGCCUGGAAGCAUUAUUUUCACCAACACUUUCCCCAGCUCCAUGUCGUCCUUUUCACCUCUUUCCCUCGGGACCCCCGCACCGCACAGGACUCUAGUAGUGUCUUGAAGAAGAGUCGGAGGCGGGGGAGAGGAUGGACUCGGGCCCUGGGGCCCGAGCAGUUGCUGAGAGCCUGUGAAGCCAUCACUGCAGGGAAAGUGGACUUGAGCAGCUGGCGGGAGAAGAUUGCCCGGGAUGUGGCUGGGGCCAGCUGGGGGAAUGGCUCCGGUGAGGAGGAAGAAGAGGAUGAUGGGCCCGCGGUGCUGGUGGAGCAGCAGACCGACUCGGCCAUGGAGCCGGCCGGCCCAGCCCGGGAGCGCUAUAAGGACGGGGUGCUGACCAUCGGCUGUGUGGGUUUCCCCAAUGUGGGGAAGUCCUCGCUGAUCAAUGGGCUGGUAGGGCGGAAGGUCGUAAGUGUCUCCAGAACCCCGGGCCACACACGAUACUUUCAGACCUACUUUCUCACACCCUCCGUGAAGCUCUGUGACUGCCCCGGCCUCAUAUUCCCUUCCCUUCUGCCCAAGCAGUUACAGGUUCUGGCAGGGAUUUACCCCAUCGCCCAGAUCCAGGAGCCGUACACUGCGGUGGGCUACCUGGCAUCCCGAAUCCCCGUGCAGGCUUUGCUCCACCUGCGCCACCCCGAGGCUGAGGACCCCUCGGCAGAACACCCCUGGUGUGCCUGGGACAUCUGCGAAGCCUGGGCAGAGAAGCGUGGUUACAAGACAGCCAAGGCUGCGCGGAACGAUGUAUACAGAGCGGCCAACAGCCUCCUGCGGCUGGCACUGGAUGGCCGCCUUACCCUGUGCUUUCGUCCCCCAGGCUACAGCGAACAGAAAGGCACCUGGGAGUCCCAUCCGGAGACUAUGGAGCUGGUGGUUUUGCAGGGUCGGGUGGGGCCAGCAGGGGACGAGGAGGAUGAGGAGGAGGAGGAAGAAGAGCUGAGCAGCUCCUGUGAGGAGGAGGGAGAGGAGGAUCGGGACGCGGAUGAGGAGGGUGAAGGGGAUGAGGACACCCCAGCCUGCGCUCCGGGGCCCAGCCUGGCCUCCAGGAACCCUUACUCCCUGCUGGGGGAGGGCGAGGCCUGAGGCCCUGCCCUGCGCCGGCUCCCUCGCCCAGUUUCUUUGCUUUUGGACUGACCUGGGGGUAUCUCUCCUCUGCCACCCCAAUUGUGAAUAAAGAUUGUCUGCUUUGUA
This is a messenger RNA of Rhinolophus ferrumequinum (greater horseshoe bat), 2245 nucleotides long. It is a transcript of the gene GNL1, whose product is annotated as G protein nucleolar 1 (putative). Gene Ontology annotation, molecular function: GTP binding; GTPase activity. Lineage: Eukaryota; Metazoa; Chordata; Mammalia; Chiroptera; Rhinolophidae. The record is from RefSeq and is a predicted model, not a curated record. The transcript has 13 exons. Bases 308 to 2137 code for a protein of 609 amino acids.